GCCGCCGCGCUACCCCUAGCACUACCAUUCUCUGCGUAUAAUGGGCGUAUCGUGGCGCUUGGCGGGUGCGUGCGUGGCGCUGCUACUACUGCCCGCAGCGUCCAAGGAGCUGGAACGCGACGUCGAACAGCCGCAGGCGCAGGACCCCGAUAGCUACGACGAUUACAACCCUUUCGAUGAAGACGAAAAUGCCGUUCUAGCAGCUGUAGACUUUGCUCAAUCUUCGACUACAAAUAAUCCGCGACUACCACCACCGCCUCCGACACGCCCUCCGCCAAUACACAAAUGCCUCGACAUCGGGCGAGCCUGGUCAGAGGGCGAGACCUGGAAACGUGACAACUGCACUCUCUGUCAAUGCUUUAAUGGGAGGACCAACUGUUCCAUACUACCCGCUUGUCUACAAGCAGGUGGUCCUAGACCCCCGUAUUCUACUGGAACAGCAUCACAAAGACCUGGAUCACGUGGUGUGCCUGGUGCUCAAGGGGAGGAAGGCCCUCCAGGUCCACCUGGCGCUCCUGGAGUCAAUGGCGUUUCUGGAGUUCCUGGCGUACCUGGUGUUUCUGGUCCAGUGCCUGACAUAAACGCUUACCUAGCCCAGCUGGCAGCAACAGCAGGCGGCGACAAAGGGCCUGCAUUCGAUCCAUACCAGUACUUGCAAGCGUCAGUUGGCGCUCCUGGAAUUAGAGGAUUACAAGGACCACAAGGACCACCGGGACCGCAAGGUUUCCAAGGACCAAGAGGAGAGCCCGGAGAGCCUGGUAUGCCUGGCCCGAUGGGUCCACAAGGAGAAAGAGGCCCCAUGGGGCCACCCGGAAAAGAUGGUUCACCUGGUGAAGAUGGAGAACCAGGACCAGCAGGCGCUAUAGGCCAACCAGGACCACGAGGUGCUCCAGGCGUGCCUGGUAUACAAGGUCUGAAAGGCCAUCGCGGGUUCGAUGGGAAAGAUGGUGCUAAAGGUGAACCUGGACCUCAAGGUGAAAAAGGGCCUCCGGGAUUGAUUGGACCGAUGGGGCCUCAUGGACCCAUUGGCCCAGUUGGAUCACGAGGUGAACGUGGUCGUGAAGGUUCUCCGGGACCACCUGGUAUGCGAGGAGCUGACGGCGCAGUUGGUCCGCCCGGUCCAGUGGGAAACCCUGGGAAACUAGGAUCGCCAGGAUUUCCAGGAUCUCCGGGAAUCAAGGGUGAGCAGGGACCAGUAGGACCUAAAGGCAGUCAAGGUUUACAAGGUCCUCGUGGAGAAUCAGGUCGUCCAGGACAACCAGGCGAAGUUGGAGCUCCAGGAUUGCCUGGUCGUGAUGGUACACCUGGAGAAAAAGGAGCACACGGUCAGGCUGGCGCUACUGGGCCACAAGGAUUUCCUGGACCGAGAGGAAUGCCUGGUGUAGCUGGUGAACCUGGUAUAUCGGGACCUAAAGGAACACCAGGUCAACCUGGGGAAAGGGGUUCUAAGGGAGAUGCGGGUCCUCGAGGGGAGUCGGGCGGUUCAGGACCUCGUGGAUUGCCUGGAGCAGUCGGACCCGAAGGAAAACGCGGCAAACGAGGUCUAAGAGGACCUGCUGGCAACGUCGGACCUCAAGGCGAGAGAGGACAACAGGGAAUGAGAGGUUUACCUGGUUCAGAUGGACCCAUGGGACUUAAAGGGCAACCAGGAGAAAGAGGAGCAGUGGGUUUAGCUGGAUCUAAAGGAAGCGCUGGUGAUCCUGGUCGUCCCGGUCCACAAGGUUUGCAAGGUCCUAGAGGAGGUAUUGGAAGACCUGGCAUUGCUGGGAAAACUGGACCCGCUGGCGAAAGAGGAAUUCCUGGAGCGGAUGGUAGACCUGGAGAACAAGGACCUCAGGGAUUACAAGGAGCACCAGGUCUGCCAGGAAGUCCCGGAGAGCGUGGUUUGCAAGGUGAACCUGGUAGAGACGGUGAUCCAGGUGUCGCCGGUUCUCAAGGCCCUAAAGGUGAUGCAGGCCGCGAUGGCGGUCCUGGAAUCCAAGGGCCUCAAGGUCCGCAAGGUGCUGCUGGCGAAAGAGGGCCUACUGGUCCAGCCGGGCCCACUGGAUUCCCGGGUUUGCCGGGAGCAGCCGGUUUGCCUGGAUCUCCAGGUAAAGAAGGCGAACCAGGUAUGUCAGGACCCCCAGGUUCUCCCGGGCCUCAAGGAGCGCGAGGAGAAAGAGGAUUUACUGGCGAAAGAGGAUUACCAGGUGCACCUGGAAUUGCUGGAGAAAAAGGCGACACUGGUGCGCAGGGUCCAGAUGGUCCUCCGGGUCCGGAAGGUCCACAAGGUAGUAAAGGACACCCUGGUCCAAUGGGUGCAAUGGGCUUAGCAGGACCUAGGGGUUUGACUGGAGCGGCUGGAGAGAAAGGAGAAAGAGGCACACCUGGUCCUGCUGGAAGUGACGGUGCUCCUGGUAUGGAAUGUUUACAAUUAAGUCGAAGAUGUGUUUGA
Hyposmocoma kahamanoa is the source of this 2434-nucleotide messenger RNA. RefSeq names its product collagen alpha-1(II) chain-like. NCBI's taxonomy places the organism in Eukaryota, Metazoa, Arthropoda, Insecta, Lepidoptera, Cosmopterigidae. Bases 41 to 2434 code for a protein of 797 amino acids. The record is from RefSeq and is a predicted model, not a curated record. The transcript is spliced from 15 exons.